Molecule: messenger RNA, 3294 nt
Organism: Caenorhabditis auriculariae
Lineage: Eukaryota; Metazoa; Nematoda; Chromadorea; Rhabditida; Rhabditidae
Source: the annotation of a GenBank genome assembly
AUGGGAGCAGCUGCCUCGAGCAUUGUUAUGACUCUUCCAUUUCGCCUCACAUUCAACUCGAUUUAUAACGACGCUGCGAAGGAGCUCGUCAAAACUCGCCGCCACCGCAAAAUGGUCUCGUCUGGAAUUCAUUCCAGAAGUCGGUGGUCCAAGGUUUUCAGGAGAGGCUUGGCCUCACGACAAAAGCAUCGAUUAGCGUGGGAACGUCUCGUCUGCUACCACACGCGCUCAUCAGCUUAUCCGGCAUCUCGGGUUUCAUUGAGGGCUUAGGUGGUCGCAUCCGAUGGGAAGAAGACGUCUGUCAGGCUCCCAAGAAGGUAACAGACGGUUGGCUCGCGCUCAUUGUACACACACCAGCUCUGGGUUAAUAGCCAAUCUACAGUAAUUGAUGAAGGUAAUGUCACCUCUCUGUUUGCGCUAAUUAUGGAGCAGAAGAAGGUUCAAGAAAACUUUGUUUUCUGAAAUUUCCUCACCAAGCAUAAUAGUUGAAAAGCUCCAGUUUGUCAUAGUUCGUCAAGUUUCGCCAGAGUUUCGGGUAAUCACUUGGAGAGUUCUACCAAAGUUCAAUCAAAUGAGAUAUUCACUUCCGUUUUGUUUUAAACGUUACUUCAAAAUAACAAGCAAUCCAGAUUUCUGUUAAAACCUUCAAAAAAGAACUGGAAAAAGCACAAAAAAAUUAAUACAUAAAAUUCACUUCUCCCUUUAAAUAAAAAUGUUCACCAUUAUUUAACUCGUUUUUAUAAUGGUCUCAAAUGCCAAUUUGAAAACAAAAAAAAACGCUCAAAUAGCACCCUUUGUAAGUUUUUGUCAAACUUUUUACAGAAUUGCUGCUGAUCAGAAGGCCUAUAGUCUGCCAUGCGAACAUUUCUGGAGUAAUUGACAAAGAUGACGCACCUGAGACCAAUUAGAAGGAUUUUUGGGUGACAGCUCGGGAUCUCGAGAGCUGGCGCGAUGAAUGAGUGCUCACAGGUGAGGAUCCGUCAUUUCCGCUGCUCCGUAAUUGGCUUUGACCCCAAUCCUAUAUCUUAGAGUUUCCUAAUUGUUCACAUGAGCGACUGGUUUCCGAGGUAGGAAGAAAUGAAGGAAAAAGAAGAAUCAGGGGGGUUUUGCGACAGAAAAAGUUCCUCGUAGCCGGUGUAGGGUUUUCACCAAAAAAAGGAAACUCUCCUUGCACCUGCUCUUUUUCUAUUCAUCUUCUAGUUUUUGCGAACAACAACAAAAAAUAAAGGAUUUCAUUGUUUUUUGAUUGAUUCUAUCAAAAUUUUUGUUUCCUUUAGCGAGUCCACAUAAUCGACUUCUGUGCCUGACACAUCAAAAUAAGUAUAGGUAGGUGUGAAGUUCGGCUCACUAGAUUUUUUUCUCUAGAAAAAAAUUGAAACUGAGGUUUAAAGAAAGUCUUUAUGUGCUAUUUUUAGUAACUUUACAAACUGUAAGGCUACAGAGAGAAUUUUGUUUUAAAGAUUUUCUGAUUUUACGAGUUUUUUUGCCUCGAACUCCCAGGAAAUGUGUCUAUGCUCCUUUGGAAACACCUUAGAAGCUUUUUCGAACUGAUUAUAGUUAUUGAUAACUUCAAUUCACGGGAAGACUUGGUGGAACCUAGGAAACUUAUUUUUUGAUGACCGGUCGUCACCACGAAAAACAAUGAAAAGAGGAAAGAGACGACUGUGUUAUGGCUACCAUAAAUCAAGACAGUCCGGUGGUCGAAUUUCAGGGAUGCGUCGAGGAAAACGGAAAAAACGAGCUUGUUGGGAUGAAUUGGCUCAUCGCCAAUGAGAUGCGUCCAGGCAGGUGCACUUCUACCGUAGUAUAUCAAUUGAGACGAAUGGCAAGGCUCGGCCGCAAAGUGUUUAUAUUAACUAAUACCUAGGCGUGAGCGUCUUCAUAAACAUCCACCAGGCUGCCAGUUUGCAUUUUGAGUUGAGAAAGCAGAAUCGUAAAGGAAGACUGGAAAGUAGGCGGAAAGCAAGGAACUCAGAACAAAGGAACAGUUUUCACUAUACAAUUUUGUUAAUUUAUAGUUUUUAUCCGCUUCAACUCUCCUCUCUGAAUAUUUGGAGCUUGGACGUUUGACUGGGACCAAAGUCUGAGAAUUUCAACUUGCAAUGUUGCGCAGAUAGCGGCUAAUAUGAACUUUUAUAGAGUUUUUCAAAACUCUUCCGUGUGAAAUUUGGAGGAACUUUUGAAAAUCACUUGAAAAGACCUUCUGAGUCAGUUUAUGCAUCAAAAAACACCAUUUUAUCAACAAAAAUGAGUUCGGAAAAGAGGGAAGCGGCAAAGCAGGCGCGAUAGCAGUUUCAAGAAGACAGCGGCGGUUAGGCGGAAAUGAAAUCAAGGAGCGGGUUACCUAGAUCAGAUUUGAUGGAGGUUCCCCGCAAGUUCAUUUCUGUUUUGUUUCUGAACGAGGAAAAAGAAGAGAGGUAGAAAUUUCGACCGAGAUUCGAAAAAGGAGAGACCUAAAGCAACAAGGUUGCUCUGAGGCACUGAACGAGUUGGAACGCCUGGGGGUGUGAUUGGCUCCAAAAGUUGGCCACGCCCCUUUCCUAAGGAGCUUUCAUCCUCCACGUCUUCGAGAUGUCGUGUAUGCUUUACAGCAGAAGAAUCUAGGAUAACGAGAAAUUCGGCAAGCUUUCGAAUUCCACUGAAAACUCUUGGCCUGGAGCCUAAGUGUGAGGGCAUUUGCGGUCAACAGAUGAACCUUGUCCACCUGUCCUGCUGAUCGUUUUGUGCAUUUGAAAUCGUCUUGUGUCCACCGCGCCACACGUUUUACGGCCUCGUAACCGCUCUGGCGCUCGCAACAUCUGCGACGCCCAAUGUUGCGACUUUACCGUCCAAGAUGCUCUUAUCCGCUUGAAAAAAAGUCUUUUUAGGAGCGCAGCUGAUCAAAACUAGAUUAGUUCCAGAAAGUUUCUGAACUGUAUUUUUUCAGAAGAUGAGAAAUUAGUUUACUGGAUAAUGUGUGAAAGUUGGAUUUUUAAGCGCCCAUUCAAAAAGGAACAAGUUUCAGUCUCUGAAGAUUUCCGGAACUUUGUUUAUCACAUCAGAGAGGGCUCCAAAAAGUAUCUGAGUAGAGUAGAUUCCCUUCAACUCGUCAGGAAGCUGAAUCGCGUCGAGAUGGUAAUAUAGCCUGAUUUCAGGGGGUACCCUCUCCGAACUUUGUAUGAAGAAGACCUCAGUUCACUAGCUCUCUUUCUGCCUGCGCAGAAGUUAUCUCCGGCUCUGGAGAUAUCGUCGAGUUGGCUGACCUUGGCUGGCGCUUCGCAACAUCUGGAUGGACCAAGGUUUGACGGGAGGUGA